Messenger RNA from Symbiodinium sp. CCMP2456, 508 nucleotides. The record is from the annotation of a GenBank genome assembly. Lineage: Eukaryota; Dinophyceae; Suessiales; Symbiodiniaceae.
GAAGCUGUGCGCGUUCCUUUUGCUGGAUGCCGAGGGCUCUGAGAUUAGCUUGGAGCCCUUCGACCACCAGAUUCACAAGCCCGUUUCCCUGGAUCUGCCAUCGAACCGCCUCGUGCUCUUCCGGGAGGACUUUUUCGCCUACUCCUACACGGCGAAGGGAACGGGCAGCGCGCUGCAGACGCACAUGAUGACUGAGUCGGUGGUACCCAACUCCCGCGAGAAGACGGUGGUCACCGUGCCGACCCAGCUAAUGAACGAUAGCCAGGCGAUGAUCAGGUCCAUGGCUUGCCACUACCCCGGCGAUGCCCGGCACCAGGAGUCGUACUGGCUGGUCGCAUUAGGCGGUGCGGACGGAUUGGUGAAGGUGCCUGUGACCCGCUGGGAUGCGACCGAGUACUUCUCAGCUGAUGAGAAGGAGGGUUUCACCUAUGCCAUCCACGGCGGCUUUUGCGCCGACGAGGAUGUCAUCAUGUUCGACAACGCCUUCUUUGGCCUGUCCGAGGAGGAG